Messenger RNA from Didymodactylos carnosus, 1005 nucleotides. The record is from the annotation of a GenBank genome assembly. NCBI's taxonomy places the organism in Eukaryota, Metazoa, Rotifera, Eurotatoria, Philodinida, Philodinidae.
AUGUCAGACACUGUAGAUCUGAUAUUAAAUUUAAAUACAAUAUCAACAGAAUUAGUACGAUAUCUAUCCAUAUGUAUACUUCUAUGUGGAACAACUGGCAACGUAUUGAACCUAAUUGUAUUUUUUCAACCUUCACUGCGUUCAAAUCCAUGUUCAAUUUACUUUUUCUCAUCGUCAAUAUCAAGUUUAUUAGCACUUUACUCUGGACUUAUAACACGUAUAUUAGGCACUUAUCAAUUUGAUCCAACGAAUGAAUCUUCUGUACAGUGCAAAAUACGAAGUUUUUUAUUAGUUUCUUCGUUUACAACAUCAACGUGGUUAAUUGCACUAGCAUCAGUUGAUCGUUAUUUUAUUAGUUGUCAAAAUAUUCAACGUCGCCGUUUAAGUAGUUUAAAAGUUGCCUAUUAUCUGAUCGGAAUUCUAACAGUUUUCUCAACAUUAAUUUAUGCUGAAGUGUUUUAUUGUUUUGAAGGAAAUCUCCUCAGUCCACCAUCGCCAUUACCGUGCUAUUCCAAAAAUUAUCCAUGUCGAUUAUAUAAUGAUUUAACAUUUGCUAUUAUAUUUGUACUAACACCUUGUUUAUUAAUGUUCAUAUUUGGCUAUUUAACAAUAUUAAAUAUUAGAAAAUUACACCGAGCAGUUGGACCUGCUACUCGGAAUCAUAAUAAUAAUAAUCAUAAAGAUACUAAAAACAUUAAAAAAUCUGAUAGACAAUUAAUACAAAUGUUGUUGGUACACGUUCUGUUAUUAACAAUGCUUGCAUCACCAACAGCAGUUCAACGUUUAUAUGCAACAUUUACAAUAAACAUAGUUAAAAGUCAACUAUCAUUAACGAUCGAAAACUUUAUAUAUCAAUUGUUUCUUUUAUUUACAUUUAUCAGUAUGAGUAUGCCAUUUUAUUUAUAUUUAUUAACUGGUACACUAUUUAGACAAACUCUGCUUGCUCUAUUUUAUAAAGUGAAUCGUACAAUUAUGAACGAGUUUUCAAUAACAAAUAUCAGAUAA